CGUUCGGGUCCCAGUCGGUCGGUGCUGCCAGCCGCUCUCCACGAGAGGAGGUGCGGACGGCAGCAGUCACCAGGCGGCCCCCGAGCCAGCCGCCCAGCCGCCGCGACGCUCUGCGGGUGCCGAGACGCUCCGCCGUCACUGGGACACUCUGCAGUCGCCCGAAAGUUGUAGCUUUGCCGGAAAGCUCCGCCGUCGCCGAGACGCUCCAUCGCCGCGACGAUGACGAACCGUCUCCCCGCCCCGCCGCCGAUGACGUCGAGGAUGCUGUUGAUGUUGUUCCUGGUGAUCGCACAGCUCCUGGGCCAGACGUCGGGCCAGCUCGCGGACGUCUCGCGGUGGGACGACCACAUGUUCGAGGCGCAGGCGACGGUGGCGGUCGAGCGGUCGCUGCGCCCGCAGCUCUCUGCCAAGGAGGCGCGGCCGUCGCCGCUGUUCGAGCCCCAGGACGACGGGAGCCCGUGGGAGAGGUCGGCGUCCACCCCGCGCCGCUACGUGUCGCCGUUCCAGGUGGCUCGACUCGUGCUGCAGACCCUCGACACAGACACGGACGUGGGAGCGUACGGACGGUUCGAGCUGGUCACCGGAGUGACCGCCACGCUCACAUCGCUCUAUUUCCCGGGCCUUUACCCGCCGUACCAGUGGAAAACCUGGCAACUGACGGCGGAGGACGAGCAGGCCACGCUGCGGAUGACCUGCGACACUUACGAGCUCGGCGAGGGCGACCGACUGGUGCUGCGCGACUCAGUCCGCGGCCGGCGCACCUACUACAGUCCCGGCGACCCGCCGCCAGAUGUCACCCAGCCCUUCAUCCUGCUCGAGCUGCGAUCCCGUUCCGAGGGUCGGCUCCGCUGCUCGGUGAAGGCUGUGCGGGUGGAAGGAGGGUCACAGCUGGGUCAGGUCACCCCGGUCAGCCGCCCGGAGUCGGCUCAGUCGCAGCCUGGUGUCAAACCGGAGCUGGCUGAGACGAAACCGUCUGUGCCGCCCAAGAUCGUGACUCCCCGACCCAAACCAUCAACACCAGCCCCGGUUGUGACCACUCAGAAACCCCAACCGGCGGCUAAACCGCAAACUCCCUUCUCUCAGAAACCCCAGAAACCUAAGCCAGCGGCCAAGCCCCGACCUCCCCCACCGUCAGAGAGACCAGUGGUGCCCUCUGAGGUCGGAGUGGCCCUCAACCAAACCCGUCAAGUCGACCGGCCGGUGGACCUCAACGACCCGAUCUGUGGAAAAGUCCAAACGAACGUCCGAAUCGUCGGCGGGGAGGUGGUGCCUCGCAAGGCUCUCCCGUGGAUGGUGGGCAUCACCAGCCUGAUCGGUCGAGGCCCGUACUGUGGCGGCAGCAUCAUCAACGAGCGCUUCAUCCUGACAGCCGCCCACUGCGUCAAAAACCGAGAAGCAAGUCGUAUUUCCGUACUGGUUAGAAAGUACAAACGAUACAGGGACGAAGAUCAAAUCCGAUUCUACGUGAAGAAAAUCAUCAAACAUCCCGACUACAACAAGAUACGCUCUGAUAGUGACAUCGCAAUCUUGGAGCUGAGGGACAACCUUCGAGAGCUGAUCUCCAGCGAGGACGGCCGUGUGCGACCCAUCUGUCUGCCCUCAGCGGCCUGCGGUGGCGGCAGCGGACCGGCGGAGGCCUGUCUGACCGGCCGAACCUCACUGAUCGCCGGCUGGGGCCUGCUGCGCCAGGACACGCUCGACUACCCGGACGUAGCGCUGCAGGUCGAGCUGCCGGUGCUGUCCAACGACAAGUGCGCGGAUGAUUACGCCAAUGAGCCGUUUGUCAUCACCAGUAACAUGGUGUGCGCUGGCCUGCCCGAGGGAGGCAAGGAUACGUGUCAGGUUAGUGGCCUGUGUCAGAGUGUCAGAGUGUCCGGUCAAAGGGCCCACAUGUGUCAGGUUUGUGGCCUGUGUCAGAGUGUUAGGAUGUAAGGUUAAAGCCCAGUC
Messenger RNA from Amphibalanus amphitrite, 1947 nucleotides. RefSeq names its product serine proteinase stubble-like. Gene Ontology annotation, molecular function: serine-type endopeptidase activity. Gene Ontology annotation, biological process: proteolysis. The record is from RefSeq and is a predicted model, not a curated record. Bases 220 to 1932 code for a protein of 570 amino acids. NCBI's taxonomy places the organism in Eukaryota, Metazoa, Arthropoda, Thecostraca, Balanomorpha, Balanidae. The transcript has 7 exons.